AGCCCGGCCGCCAUGUUGGAGCUUUUGCUGUCCUGGGCCUGGCCUGCUCCGGGCCCUCACAGCGUAGCCACUAGCUGACUUAGGGCUCCCACGCUGCGCGCGACCUUGCUGAGGGCAGGCUCGUGGUGGGAGGCUUCGCGUUCACCUGAACAUUUCCGCCACCUCAGGAUGGAGUAUGACGGGCGGGGCUGAUGCAUCGCAGCAGUCCUGGACCCUGACUUUGGAUUUGGAGAAGAAACGCCCGGGAGGAACCGGAGUUAGGGUGCCAGCACCUUGGCGUAUUGGGAGCGGGCCACCCCGGGUUCCGGACUUCACUUCCCAGGAGGCCUCGCGCGCCACCGGACAUGCUGCGAGCCUAUUAGAAGGCGAGGCUACGCCCGCCCCUCCGCUUUAGAGUGGCAUUGCCAGCCAGUUGUUCGGGCAGGUGUCUUCUGCAUCUCCUAGGAGCCUCGGGAGCUGUAGCUCCGGCGCCUGCUGGCGAGAGGCGGGUUCCAGAGAUCCCGACCCCACUUCGUCCCUCUGUGGUUAGGGGUGAGUCCUGCAAAUGUUAAGUGAUUUGCUCAAGGUGCCCAUUUUGCAGGAACUGGAGCCCAGGCCAGUUCUCUGAGUCUAUCAUUAGGGCUAAAGGAGUGCAUCAUCAGAAUGGCAUCAGGACGGUUCUACCUGUCCUGCCUGGUGCUGGGGUCCCUGGGCUCCAUGUGCAUCCUCUUCACGGUCUACUGGAUGCAGUACUGGCGUGGCGGCUUUGCCUGGAAUGGCAGCAUCUACAUGUUCAACUGGCAUCCAGUGCUUAUGGUAGCUGGCAUGGUGGUAUUCUACGGAGGUGCAUCGCUGGUGUACCGUCUGCCCCAGUCGUGGGUGGGGCCUAAGCUGCCCUGGAAACUCCUCCAUGCAGCACUGCACCUGAUGGCCUUCGUCCUCACUGUUGUGGGGCUGGUUGCUGUCUUUACGUUUCACAACCAUGGAAGGAUUACCAACCUCUACACUCUGCACAGCUGGCUGGGCAUCACCACCGUCUUCCUCUUCGCCUGCCAGUGGUUCCUGGGCUUUGCUGUCUUCCUCCUGCCCUGGGCAUCCCUGUGGCUGCGCAGCCUCCUAAAACCUAUCCACGUCUUUUUUGGAGCCGCCAUCCUCUCUCUGUCCAUUGCAUCUGUCAUUUCUGGCAUCAAUGAGAAGCUUUUCUUCAUCAGUUUGAAAAACGGCACCAGGCCAUACUCCAGCCUGCCCAGCGAGGCCGUCUUUGCCAACAGCACUGGGAUGCUGGUGGUGGCCUUCGGGCUGCUGGUGCUCUACAUCCUUCUGGCUUCAUCUUGGAAGCGCCCAGAGCCAGGGAUCCUGACCGACAGACAGCCCCUGCUGCACGAUGGGGAGUGAAGCAGCAGGAAGGGGUUCCCAGGAGCUCUUGGUGCUGCAGCCUGUGCUCCUCAGAAGCUCUGCCCUUCCCAGGCUCCCAGCUGGCUUCAGCAGAUGACUUUCUUCUAAGUCUGGGCCCAGACUUCUUACCUGGGUGCUGAGCCUGCCUUCUCCAGCCACUUGCUGCCUGUCUGCUUUUCUUGGUGGCUUUGGCUUCUGCACUACUUGGCAUCAGCUUCUCAGGUCCUCUGUUCACAUGAGGUCCUCCUUGCCCUGGCCACUCCUGCUGCUCCUGCCUGAAGAAAUCAGACUGAUUUCCGCUUAAGACUCCUGGGGGCGUGGUGAAGAGCUGGGGCUCACGUGCAUUCCACGACAUGAACCACGAGGGAGGUGAAGUAUCUGUCUGCUUCCCCCACAAAGGCAUGCAUUUCAGUUAGGCCGCCCCGCCAUGGAGCAGGCUUCAUCUGCUCUGCCAUCCAGCCCCAUCUGGAGGUGUGGUGGGGUGGAGACAUCAUGGAGUGAUUGCAGAAGCAGGGAGUGGCGGCCCACGCAGCUUCCGCUGAGGAGCUGACUGCUCUGAGCUGUUCUAUUUGUAUUGCUACCCUGAGUCUGCGUGUAUUGUGACCAUGCGGCUCUACCUCUGCCAGCUGCUGCUACAGCUGAGGCCUGGAUCCUGGCCUUUCCCUGUGACUUACAUGCCUGUCGCCAGCAGGCAGCCCUGUGAAUCCUGGUAACUUGCUCUCCCAAGAACAGAGCCUGUCCCCAGAUGUCUCAAUAGUAAUGAGUAACAGAGAUGGCUGUGGAUUUCCUUUACUUCCCCUUGUUGGAUCAGGGCCUUCCUGCCUCCUGCUGGGCAGGGCCCCAGCCCCUCUGAUCACUCUGUAGCACAUCAUGCAACUGAUGCCAAAGUUGUGGGGUCCUGUGUGCAACAGAGCCCUGGAAGCCACUGCUUGCCUUCAGAGGGGUUCCUUGCUGAGACCCACAUUGCUUCACCUGCCCCCACCAUGGCUGCUUGCCUGGCUCAACCAGAGUUCUGUGCCAUGCUGGAGCUGGAGCUGUUGCUCUUCUUCAGAGGAGGAAACGGGGUGGGAAGAGGGAAGGGUCUUGCUUCUCUUCUAAGUGUUGCUGCUGUGGCUUUUUUGCCUUCUCCAAAGAAGCCCUGCCAGGUCCCAGGCUCUAGACUGCUGUGCUUAGUUGGCAAGUGAGAAGCCUGGGGUCUGGAGCCCACCUACUCUCUAGCAGCAUCAGCAUCCUACUCCUGGCGACAUCAGGCUAACUGUCCACCCCAGCUUCAUACCGCCAGAUGUUGGCGGAAGGGCUAAUACUGAAUGUCUUGAUUGGCUGGAGCCUUCAAAGCCACUGGGAUGUCCUCCACGCAGCUGGGUCCCAUGACCAGCUCCCUGUCUCCAUAGGGGUAGGCAUUUCACUGAUUUUUGAAGCUCGAGUUUCAUUAAAUAUGUUAAGAAUCAAA
Messenger RNA from Cebus imitator (Panamanian white-faced capuchin), 2824 nucleotides. RefSeq names its product cytochrome b ascorbate-dependent protein 3. The coding region runs from base 643 to 1374 and encodes 243 amino acids. NCBI's taxonomy places the organism in Eukaryota, Metazoa, Chordata, Mammalia, Primates, Cebidae. Gene Ontology annotation, cellular component: lysosomal membrane. The record is from RefSeq and is a predicted model, not a curated record. Gene Ontology annotation, molecular function: oxidoreductase activity. The transcript has 7 exons.